Pelobates fuscus (common spadefoot toad) is the source of this 3665-nucleotide messenger RNA. RefSeq names its product thrombospondin 3 (gene THBS3). NCBI's taxonomy places the organism in Eukaryota, Metazoa, Chordata, Amphibia, Anura, Pelobatidae. The record is from RefSeq and is a predicted model, not a curated record. Gene Ontology annotation, cellular component: extracellular region. Gene Ontology annotation, biological process: cell adhesion. Bases 166 to 3045 code for a protein of 959 amino acids. The transcript has 23 exons. Gene Ontology annotation, molecular function: calcium ion binding; heparin binding.
CUUACCCAGACAGAGAGCUGACUCUGUCAUUCAAACCUUGCACUGUGCACAAAGAGCUGUGUGCGAGAGAUGCCUCUGAGUGACUGACACCUUAGUGUCACUACUGUCCUGUCCUCAGCCCGAGUCUUCCCCCCGUGUCUCCCCUGUGCACCGUCUGGCUCCAGCAUGGGAAAGUUGCAGUUUGUGAGAUUAAUCCUGCUGGUUUAUUUGUGUUUCCCGUAUUUUGGCAAUUCAGCAAGGCAAGAACUGCAAGUGAUUGAUCUACUAACGGUGAGUGAGUCCAGACACAUGUCCAGCAUGGUGGAGAAGAUACGGUCUGAGAUGCUAACGGUCAAUGACAUAUACUUCAUGUCAACUCUUCGACUGCCAGCCAAGGCAGGAGGUGUCUUAUUUGGCUUCUACUCAAAAAAAGACAACACCAAAUGGCUGGAGGCCUCAAUUGUGGGGAAAAUCAACAAAGUCUUGGUACGUUACAUGCGUGAAGAUUCCAAAGUCCACUCAGUCAGUUUACAGAAUGCCAAUCUUUCUGAUGGAAACACUCACACCAUGAUCCUGCGUAUCAGUGGCCUCCGUGGGGACACUAUCACAUUGGAGCUAUAUGUGGACUGCAAGCAAGUGGACACCAGCUUAGGUCUACCUGAGAUGAUGAUCAUCCCCCAGUUUGAGGUGGAAUCAGGAGAGAUACGGUCUGGACACAAAGCAUACCUGAGGAUGCAGGGAUCUGUAGAGUCCAUGAAGUUGAUACUUGGUGGGUCUAUGAGUCGUGUGGGAGCCUUGAGUGAGUGCCCUUUCCAGGAAGAUGAAUCCAUUCACAAUACAGUGAAUGGAGUGGUCAACUCAAUUCUUGGUGAGCACACAAAGGCUCUGAUAACACAGAUGACUCUCUUCAAUAAAGUUCUGGCAGAGCUGAGAGAGGAUAUACGAGAACAGGUGAAGGAGAUGUCUCUUAUCCGGAACACAAUCAUGGAAUGUCAGGUUUGCGGUUUUCAUGAACACCGCUCUCGCUGUAACCCCAACCCCUGCUUCCAAGGUGUAGACUGCAUGGAAACCUAUGAAUACCCGGGAUAUCGCUGUGGGCCUUGUCCCCCUGGAUCCCAAGGAAAUGGCACCUACUGUGCGGAUAUUGAUGAGUGCGCUUAUGCAAACCCUUGUUUUGCUGGAUCAAAAUGUAUAAAUACAUCACCUGGUUUCCGUUGCGAUGUUUGCCCCCGUGGGUACAAAGGUAACACAGUAUCUGGAGUUGGAGUAGACUAUGCCAAAGCCAGCAAACAGGUUUGCAAAGACAUUGAUGAGUGCAAUGAUGGCAACAAUGGUGGCUGUGCUGCCAACUCAAUCUGCACCAACACUGUGGGCUCCUACAGAUGUGGCCCCUGCAAGCCUGGAUUUGUGGGUAACCAGACAGUGGGCUGCUCAACAAAAAAAUCCUGCCUGGGCCCAGGCUUCAAUCCCUGCCAUAUGAACGGGCACUGUGUGUUUGAGAGGAAUGGAGAUGUUACAUGCGCAUGCAAUGUUGGCUGGGCAGGAAAUGGAUACACCUGCGGACGAGACACAGAUAUUGACGGUUACCCAGACGACCCAAUGCCAUGUAUAGAUAACAAUAAGCACUGUCGGCAGGAUAACUGCAGGUACACCCCAAACUCCGGUCAGGAAGAUGCUGAUAAUGAUGGGAUUGGGGACCAGUGUGAUGAGGAUGCAGAUGGUGAUGGAAUCAAGAAUGUUGAGGAUAACUGCAGACUUACCCCAAACAAAGAUCAGCAAAACUCUGACACAGACUCGUACGGGGAUGCAUGCGACAACUGUCCUAACGUCCCAAAUAAUGAACAGAGGGACACAGAUGCAAAUGGAGAGGGAGAUGCUUGUGACAAUGACAUCGAUGGUGAUGGUAUCCAAAACAUGCUGGAUAACUGCCCCAAAGUGCCUAAUCCUCUGCAAACUGACCGGGACAUGGAUGGGGUGGGUGAUGCUUGUGAUAGCUGCCCGGAGACCAGCAAUCCCACCCAAACAGAUGCAGACAGCGAUCUGGUGGGCGACAUGUGUGACACCAACCAAGAUAGGGACGGAGAUGGUCAUCAAGACACUAAAGACAACUGCCCCGACAUCCCUAACAGCUCACAGUUGGACUCUGACAAUGAUGGGAUAGGGGAUGAAUGUGACCAGGAUGAUGAUAAUGAUGGCAUUCCUGAUUAUAAUCCUCCCGGACCAGACAACUGCCGGCUAAUUCACAACCCUAAUCAGAAGGACACAGAUGGGGAUGGCAUUGGUGACGUGUGUGAAGAAGACUUUGAUAACGACACCGUGAUUGAUCCUCUAGAUGUUUGUCCAGAGAGUGCAGAGGUCACAUUAACAGAUUUCAGGGCUUAUCAGACAGUCAUACUGGAUCCUGAAGGAGAUGCUCAAAUAGAUCCCAACUGGGUUGUUCUCAAUCAGGGUAUGGAAAUUGUGCAAACAAUGAACAGUGACCCAGGUCUAGCAGUAGGUUAUACCGCCUUUAAUGGUGUGGAUUUCGAGGGCACCUUCCAUGUGAAUACAGUAACAGACGAUGACUACGCUGGAUUUAUUUUCAGUUACCAGGACAGCUCAAGCUUUUAUGUAGUCAUGUGGAAGCAGACAGAGCAGAUGUACUGGCAAGCUACCCCAUUCAAAGCCGUGGCUGAGCCUGGCCUGCAACUUAAGGCUGUGAAGUCUAAAACAGGCCCUGGGGAACAACUGCGGAAUGCGCUGUGGAACACAGGCCAUACUCAUGACCAAGUCCGGCUGCUGUGGAAGGACCCACGGAAUGUAGGCUGGAAGGAUAAGACUUCAUACAGAUGGCAGCUAAUGCACAGGCCGCAAGUGGGCUACAUCAGGGUAAAGCUAUAUGAAGGCGUAGACCUGGUGGCUGAUUCUGGAGUUAUCAUUGACACCACCAUGAGAGGGGGUCGACUGGGGGUCUUCUGCUUUUCCCAGGAAAAUAUCAUCUGGUCCAACUUGCAGUACCGGUGUAAUGACACAACUCCAGAGGACUUCGAGCCAUUCAGACGGAUUCUCCUGGAAGGGAGAGAGUAGCAGACAUACAUCAUUUAUCAAACUAUCGAAACUUUUGGAGUCUGUGCCCUAAGAGCCAUCACCAUACUGUACCAGACAUUUGAACCAAAGCUCCACAGACUAUGGCAGACUCCUACAGUGCCCUAGGUGGGCACAGUAGAGGGGAUCUUAUACAAGCUUUCCAUGAAUUAGGACAUCUUAUCUCCUCAUAAAAAGCACAAAGAGAACUUGUCAAACUGGCACUGGGAAUUAUUACCCUAUAGUUGAGUAUGAAUAUCCCAGGAACUAACCUUCUAAGGAGGUUGACUUCUUCAAUACCAGUAUGCGACAGCAUUCACUAAUCCUCAAAUUGGCCAGAGUGUAAAUAACUAUAACGGACUCCCCAAUCGACCAGUCAAGCUUACUCAGCAGCAAAGCUCAUGUGUCAUGCAAACAAAAUGGCUGACAAAGACUCUUGGGCCAUAAUCUAUACACAUCCAUGGAACUGAUAAGCUUAAUGAGGACAUUUCAUUUUUACGGUUUAAUGGUUGCUGUUUCUACGUGUUGCUUAAAUUUUAUUCCUCCACUGUGCAGUUGAUUAAUAUGUCACAUUGUGACCAAAAUCAUUACAAUUUUUUCAUAAAGUUCAGAAUGGUUUUCUA